AUGGGUCUUGUAGGAACCAUUUCUCCUGAAAUCGGAAAUCUUUCUUUUCUCGUUUCUCUAGAUGUGAGCGAGAACUCUUUUCAUGGUCCUAUUCCUACAUCUGUAUUCAACAUGUCGAGUUUAGAAGUUUUGAAUUUGAGGAAUAAUAGUUUGUCUAGUAGUGUACCGAUUGAUAUGUGCAAACACAAUCUGCAUAGACUCGAGAGACUUCGUAUUUCUUACAACGAGUUGUAUGGGGAAAUACAAUCGAGUUUGGGGCAGUGUUCAAAUCUUGAGUAUCUUUCUUUGUACAACAACAGUUUCAGAGGACACAUGCCAACACAAAUUGGGAACCUGACAUUGCUUCAACAACUGUACUUGGGUUCCAACAAUUUAAGUGGCAAUAUUCCAAAAGAGAUUGGUGUUCUUACUAAUUUACAAACGUUGGACCUUAGUAACAACCACUUUAAUGGACAAGUGCCAGCACAAAUUGGGAACUUGACAUUGCUUCAAGAACUAUACUUAAUUACCAACAAUUUAACUGGUAAUAUUCCAAAGGAUAUCGGAAAGUUGACAGUGCUUCAAUUGUUAACCAUCAGUCAAAACAAGUUCAAUGGUUCUAUACCAAAGGAAAUCGGGAACAUGACAUCCUUAUUAUACUUAGCGCUUGACAAAAAUGCUACAGGAUAG
This is a messenger RNA of Salvia hispanica, 669 nucleotides long. The record is from RefSeq and is a predicted model, not a curated record. NCBI's taxonomy places the organism in Eukaryota, Viridiplantae, Streptophyta, Magnoliopsida, Lamiales, Lamiaceae.